Armigeres subalbatus is the source of this 2056-nucleotide messenger RNA. Its product is annotated as TSC22 domain family protein 1-like. Bases 423 to 1913 code for a protein of 496 amino acids. The transcript is spliced from 3 exons. Lineage: Eukaryota; Metazoa; Arthropoda; Insecta; Diptera; Culicidae. The record is from RefSeq and is a predicted model, not a curated record.
UCUCACACCAUAAACUUUCGGACAAUCAGUGGCGGCGGCAGUGGCGACAAUUGCUUUUGCAACCGACCACUCCACGCUUAGACACCGAUCGGCGAUAUCGUUGCAUUACCUACUCGACUAUAUGCGACCCGACCGUCUCCCGGGGUUCGAUAUAUCUAGAUACCAUCUAAAUACGGGCAGUGGUUUAUAUUGUUUUCGUUUCGAUUGAGAGUAUGCAGUGCGCGCGAUUAAGGAACGCAUAUUUGUGCCAUCAAUUAUUUGUGCAACGAAUUACAGUUAUCUGAGUUAAGAUUGCUGCAAUAUUCCAACGAAGUGAGACUGAAAUAUCUUUCUAGAGUCGUGCGACCGAGUGUAAUUAGCAGGAAAUUGCUUUUCUAGUGACUAUUGUGACUCACCUCAGUGCAAACAAUAGGGCGACAGUCAUGGAGAACAUUACCAACGUUAAGCUGUACGAUUUGAUCACCCGAUGGAUUGAAGUGCAAAAACUGCGGCCGGAUUAUUGCGACGGAAGUCCGCUGAAAGUUGACGUCAUGGAUCUGACACUGCUGCUCAAAUCAAUGGGUCUCAAGCUGGAAUAUAUUGACUUUGAGAAUGAAAAGUCAAACGCGGACACACUGACGGUGCAAAUCGCGUGCAAUAAAUCAGGAGUGUUAGCAAAACUGAGCUACGAUCUGGUCAGCUGUUCAUGCCCCGAUAAAAAUGACAAAGAAACCUCGUUCUGGGAAGUGCAAGGCACAGGCCCAUCGGUAUUUUCAAAGUUUAGAAACGAUACCUCAUCGAACCUUCUGCCGGAAAUCUCCGAGAAGUGCUCAAUGGUGUCUAAGGCGAUGCUGUCCAACCUAUUGGACUACUAUCGAACCAACAUUAAAACUAUUGAACGAGGGGAAGAUGUUCUGCAAUCUCCGUUGAAGGUUGCCACUCCGGCGAUCUGUGUCACGAGUCCGGGAUUGACUAACCACUGUGCCACUUCACCUAGAGAGGAAAAACCUGUUGUUUACACGGAACCUGAUAGCCUUCCCGAUAGUCAUCGAGUAAAAACUGCCCCCGAUGGUAGCAUCAUCAAACCUAGAUCCCUAGAAGAACUCCAGGAUAGUCCGAAGAAGGCUUCAAGCGAACAAAGCGACACAAAAUCCAAUAUUUCGUCUGAGAGUGUAGGGAUAGACAAUGCCACACGGGAACUAUCCGGGCACGAAACAGUUGGCAAACCGGUAAUAGUUGAACCAAUUCUUUCGAACUCAAAUAUCCCGGAUGACAGUUCAUUCGUAAACAGCGAUGCCAUGAAGGCGUUAAUCACAUCUAGUCCCAACGAAAAGUUGUUCGAUUCUAUCCUAAGUGCCGAAGUGAACCACGAGCGGGAUCUCAACGUAAUGCACUGCCUGUACCAAGCUCGUCAGCAAAUCGACGCUGCUCUUUUGGUUAUGAAGCUCAAUAACCCGUACAUGGAUAUAUCGAAAGCCACAACCGUAACUACCACUCCACAAACGGUGGUUCGGAGCAAGGGAACCAUCUCGAAAGUAGCUGAGCGGAAUAUAACCGUUGCGAGGAGAAUGUCUUUGCCAGGGCGUCCAUCAGAUACACCCAGGCCUUCCGCGGCCAAUACUCCCGCUGGUAUCACAAGGAAGAAGCCCACGAUUCCGUCGCAGCUAGCGAAGGCACGCGGCGACACCCCAUAUCCCACUGCAUCGAACCACAAAGCGGUCUCCAUGCUGAGGAAAACAAGCUCUUCUUCGUCCGUCGCAAGUACCGGCUCCGUGACCAAAUCGUCGACAAGUACAUCGACGACGACGACCUUUAGGAAACCGGUAGGCAUAACCAAACCUGUAGGAAGCGUACGACCAACGGCGGGCUCUGCGCUAAAGAAGUCCACGACCAUCGGCAGAGCGGCUAGUGCAACAAAACUGGACAGAAAGUGAUUCUAAUCCAAUACCUAUCACCAUUGAAUCGUUAGAUGUGUUACUGUUGAUCGGGUCGAUAGAUAUGUUAAACUUUUAUUGCUGCUCUGCUUCGCGUGUUGCAAUGCGGUUCAUGUGAAAUAAAUUCUGCUCUUAUAAAAAUA